Molecule: messenger RNA, 1009 nt
Organism: Lymnaea stagnalis (great pond snail)
Lineage: Eukaryota; Metazoa; Mollusca; Gastropoda; Lymnaeidae
Source: the annotation of a GenBank genome assembly
UCAGGUUACGGUGACUGUGCCAGGUGUUUCUACUGCGGGGGUGGUCUGAGGAACUGGGAGGACGAGGACGAUGUCCUGGUGGAGCACGCCAGAUGGUUUCCGAAAUGCGCCUACAUACGUCAGAAAAUGGGGCAAAAUUUCGUAGAAGCUGUGCAGGAGCUGAACAAGCAAUACACUCAGGUUGGUGCGCAUGGACCUGGUCGUGGGACACACGUGUUCCGAUUCAGUCAGUUUUUGUUGUUUUUUUUCUCUCAAUGAAAGAAAAGAAUUCAGUCUGCCAGAUAGUUCGUUCAUUAAAUAUUGGAAUAAGUACACAAUUUUUUCAACAUCAAACUAUGGCUGAAAAAAUGUGUACGUCAAUAUAAAAUGCUGUGAGAAAUUCGAAAUAAAUAAAAAGGACAGAAAAAGUUGAAAAAAGCUUUUUCAGUUGUUGUUGUUUUUUUUUUUUUUUUGUUUACGUUAAUUGUAAGGAAAAAGCUUUGAAACGAUUUUAAAUUAUAAGGUAAGUAUUUUUAAAAGAAAUGUUAAUUUCUAAAUGAUAAGUAUUAUAAUUUUUUUUUUAAACAUCAACAAUCAAUUUAGAAACAAAAACAAAAGUAGCAACAACAACAUAGAAUAAUAAUAGUAGCAAUUUUUUUUAAAAAUCUAUAAAUUUAUGUGUAAAUUAAUAUUUUAAAGCACAUGUCAAAUGUACCUAACAUAGUGUGAAACUAUAGUUCUUUUAUAUUCAUUGAGCCCAAGUCAUAUUACACUUCAUAAUUAAAUAUAUAUUAUUGAGUUUACAUUUCACAAUUUUUUUUUUAAACACGUGCCUCUUGUGUUAGCCUUUACGCAGUUGUACCGUACCAUCACACAUUUUUAAGAGCAUUUUUAAACAUUUGACUAAAUAAUUACCAAGCCUAUUUUGAUAUAUUAUUUCUGGAUAGAAUACAAAUUUAUUGCUCAACGAAAUUAUUUGCAGAUCACGUACAACAUGGUCAUAGAGAAAAUGGGAGCCUCCUCUAGCGCU